AUGGGUGUCUUCUCCAACGUGUCUAACUUUUUCUUCGAUGCUGGGGUCAUGUCUUGGGAUGUGCUCCUUACACUCUCCAAUCUCGUGAGGAGGAAGCGCCGCAUCGGGCACGUCACGCCCGAGGGCCACCCAGGUUAUGGAGGGCACUGGCCCGAGUUUAAGCCUGCUCAGGAAGGUGACUCCCGCUGCUCAUGCCCAGCACUCAAUGCGAUGGCCAAUCACGGCAUCAUCCCACGCAGCGGACGCAACAUCUCAUUUGUCGAACUUAACCACCAGAUCCGGACAACUUACAACUUCGGUCCUUCCUUCUGCUCUUAUGUGCCUCAUUUCGCCGCUCGCAUGCUCAAGAAAAGCUACAGUAAUGAUACCUUUGACUUGGAAGAACUCGACCUGCAUAACGGUAUCGAACAUGACGCAUCUCUUUUCCGUCUUGACACUGCCCUUGAACCAAACCAAUCGACGAAACACAUACCCUUCAUCGAGGAGUUGCUUGCGGCAAAUACCGGCAAGGACCAGUAUGGCAACGAAGUCCUUACCACCAAAGACCUCUCGAGCAUUCUCGGCAAGCGUCGCGCAGUAGCGCGUGCAACAAACAACGAGUUCUCGCUCAGCUUCUUCCACAAGGUCUUCGGUAGCGCCAAUUCGUCAACACUACUCACAAUAUUUGGAGGCCGUGUAGAGGACCUGCGUAGCAUUGUUCUUCACGAGCGUAUUCCAGAAGGCUGGGAGUCACGUGUUCGCGAACCCUAUGGACUGACUUUCACACACUUCAACAAGACCGUACUGGCAGUUGAAUUCGGUGUGCGCGAGAGGGAUUGGGCGGAAGCAGCGCAGGAAGCAGCAGCACGUCAUCGCACUGCUUCGGUUUAA
Suillus plorans is the source of this 870-nucleotide messenger RNA. RefSeq names its product Chloroperoxidase. The coding region runs from base 1 to 870 and encodes 289 amino acids. The transcript is spliced from 4 exons. The record is from RefSeq and is a predicted model, not a curated record. Gene Ontology annotation, molecular function: peroxidase activity. Lineage: Eukaryota; Fungi; Basidiomycota; Agaricomycetes; Boletales; Suillaceae.